This is a messenger RNA of Pipistrellus nathusii (Nathusius's pipistrelle), 1506 nucleotides long. NCBI's taxonomy places the organism in Eukaryota, Metazoa, Chordata, Mammalia, Chiroptera, Vespertilionidae. The record is from the annotation of a GenBank genome assembly.
AUGAGCCCCGGGCUGCUGCUGCUGCUCGGCAGCGCCGUCCUGGUCGCCUUCGGCCUCUGCUGCACCUUCGUGCACCGCGCUCGCAGCCGCUACGAGCACAUCCCCGGGCCGCCGCGGCCCAGUUUCCUCCUAGGACACCUGCCCUACUUUUGGAGGAAGGACGAGGCUUGCGGCCGCGUGCUCCAGGACGUGUUUCUGGACUGGGCUAAGAAGUAUGGGCCUGUGGUGCGGGUCAACGUCUUCCACAAAACCUCGGUCAUCGUCACGAGCCCCGAGUCGGUCAAGAAAUUCCUGAUGUCCACCAAGUACAAUAAGGACUCCAAGAUGUACCACGCCAUCCAGACGGUGUUUGGUGAGAGGCUGUUUGGCCAAGGCUUGGUGUCCGAGUGUGACUACGAGCGCUGGCACAAGCAGCGGAGGGUCAUGGACCUGGCCUUCAGCCGCAGCUCCCUGGUCAGCCUGAUGGAAACGUUCAACGAGAAGGCGGAGCAGCUGGUGGAGAUCCUGGAGGCCAAGGCGGACGGGCAGACGCCGGUGUCCAUGCAGGAGAUGCUGACCUGCACCACCAUGGACAUCCUGGCCAAGGCGGCCUUCGGGAUGGAGACGGGCAUGCUGCUGGGCGCCCAGAGGCCGCUGUCCGGGAAGGUGAAGCUGAUCCUGGAGGGCAUCACCGCAUCCCGCAACACCCUGGCCAAGUUCAUGCCCGGGAAGUGGAAGCAGCUGCAGGAGAUCCGGGAGAGCGUCCGCUUCCUGCGCCAGGUCGGCAGGGACUGGGUGCAGCGGCGCCGGGAGGCCCUGACGCGGGGCGAGGAGGUCCCCGCAGACAUCCUCACGCAGAUCCUCAAAGCCGAAGAGGGUGCCCAGGACGACGAGGUUCUGCUGGACAACUUCGUCACCUUCUUCAUCGCCGGUCACGAGACGUCGGCCAAUCACCUGGCGUUCACGGUGAUGGAGCUGUCACGCCAGCCCGAGAUCUUGGCCAGGCUACGGGCCGAGGUGGACGAGGUCAUCGGCUCCAAGCGGCACCUGGACUACGAGGACCUGGGGAGGCUGCAGUACCUGUCCCAGGUCCUCAAAGAGUCGCUGAGGCUGUACCCGCCGGCGUGGGGCACCUUCCGGCUGCUGGAGGAGGAGACCCUGAUUGACGGGGUCCGAGUCCCCGGCAACACCCCGCUCCUGUUCAGCACCUACGUCAUGGGCCGGAUGGACACGUACUUUGAGGACCCGCUGACCUUCAACCCAGACCGCUUCGGCCCCAAAGCACCCAAGCCGCGGUUCACCUACUUCCCCUUCUCGCUGGGCCCGCGCUCCUGCAUCGGGCAGCAGUUUGCUCAGAUGGAGGUGAAGGUGGUGAUGGCCAAGCUGCUGCAGAGGCUGGAGUUCCGGCUGGUGCCCGGGCAGCGGUUCGGGGUGCAGGAACAGGCCACGCUCAAGCCGCUGGACCCCGUGCUCUGCACCCUGCAGCCCCGCGGCUGGCAGCCUGCGCCCCCGCCCCCGCCCUGCUGA